GCGGGGCACUGUGGGCCGGCGGCGGGAUGUCGGGCGGCGCGGCUCGGCGGUACGUGGCGGCGGCGCUGGGCCGGUGCCGGGCCCGCGGGCUGCCGCUGUGGGAGCCGCUGAGGGAACGGCUCCCGGGACGCGGGGCGCCGCCUCUGGGAGUUGGGGGAGGAACGGCGGCCGCCGCCGUCCUGUCGCUGUUGCCGCCGCGGAGGCACCUGUCGUCGCGCGCGGUGCUGGGGACAAGCCGCCUCUCUGCUCCUAGGAACCGUCCCGAGGGCAAAGUGCUGGAGACAGUGGGGGUGUUCGAGGCACCGAAGCAGCAUGGCAAAUACGAGACGGGCCAGCUCUUUCUUCACAGCGUGUUUGGCUAUCGAGGGAUAGUUCUGUUUCCCUGGCAAGCCAGGCUCUAUGAUCGAGAUGUUGCUUCUCCUGUCACAGAAAAGAGUGAGAACGCGGCAGGCCAUGGUUCCAAGGAGGUCAAGGGCAAAACGCAUACUUACUACCAGGUGCUCAUAGAUGCCCGGGAUUGUCCGCAUAUAUCUCAGAGAUCACAGACAGAAGCAGUGACGUUCCUGGCAAAUCAUGAUGACAGCAGGGCCCUCUAUGCCAUACCAGGUUUAGACUACGUAAGCCAUGAAGAUAUCCUUCCCUACAGCUCCACCGAUCAGGUGCCCAUCCAGCAUGAGCUCUUUGAGAGGUUUCUCAUGUACGACCAAACAAAAGUUCCACCUUUUGUAGCAAGGGAUACGCUGUGUGCGUGGCAGGAAAAGAACCACCCCUGGUUGGAGCUCUCCGAUGUGCACCGAGAAACCACAGAGAACAUCCGAGUCACAGUCAUCCCUUUCUACAUGGGCAUGAGGGAAGCCCAGAAUUCCCACGUCUACUGGUGGCGCUACUGUAUUCGCUUGGAGAACCUUGACAGUGAAGUGGUACAGCUCCGAGAACGGCACUGGAGGAUAUUUAGCUUGUCUGGCACCUUAGAAACAGUGCGAGGCCGCGGUGUUGUGGGAAGGGAGCCGGUUCUAUCCAAAGAACAGCCAGCGUUUCAGUACAGCAGUCACGUCUCCCUGCAGGCAUCCAGCGGCCACAUGUGGGGUACUUUUCGAUUUGAGAGGCCUGAUGGCUCCCACUUUGACGUCCGAAUCCCACCCUUUUCUCUGGAAAGCAACAAAGAUGAGAAGACCCCCCCGUCCGGCCUUCACUGGUAGAGCAGCUCGAGUGCCGAGACCCACGGAGAACUGCGUGUGUUGUAGACCUUUGCCUCCCCAUCAUGCUGCAGCCAGGAACACGGAGCUUUUAAACAUUUUAAACCAUGCUCGUUUUUAACUGUUGUCUAACGGGGAGGCUUUUUUUGGGACUUUAGUACUGGCUCUCUCAGGCUGCUUGUAACCAUAAGCUGUGUUACAGUUAACCCUUCCCUUCGUGGCACCUGCUGGGGUUGGAGCUGGGGGACGUAGACCUGUGCUGCCGCAGAAGAUUUCCCCUCAGCGGGCCCGGACCCUCUCCACUGUGUUGUGAAUUCUCUGCGAUGUGAGGUUUCUCUAAUAAACUGGCCCUUCCAGUUGCAA
Cygnus olor (mute swan) is the source of this 1559-nucleotide messenger RNA. RefSeq names its product DNA polymerase delta interacting protein 2 (gene POLDIP2). Bases 27 to 1199 code for a protein of 390 amino acids. The record is from RefSeq and is a predicted model, not a curated record. Gene Ontology annotation, cellular component: mitochondrial nucleoid; nucleus. The transcript has 11 exons. Gene Ontology annotation, molecular function: DNA binding. NCBI's taxonomy places the organism in Eukaryota, Metazoa, Chordata, Aves, Anseriformes, Anatidae. Gene Ontology annotation, biological process: error-free translesion synthesis.